AUGCGCGUGCGCGGCUGGAGGAGCGGCGCGCGAGCGGGCACGCGGUUUGGCCCUGGACGGGUGCCGUAGCCGAAAAGCUGGGCGGAUGUUGUGAGCCGGUCGCGGAGGCUGAGGCUGGGGGACUUAGGUCUGUGUGGGCCUUUGACGAGCCUGGAGUAGACACGCUCUGCAUCUGGCUCAGCCUCCAGGACCACUGGCUGCCCAUGAGUGACGAAAGAUGGCAUCCAAGGGGGCUGGCAUGUCUUUUUCCCGAAAGAGCUAUAGGCUGACCUCAGAUACCGAGAAGUCCAGGGUCACAGGCAUUGUGCAGGAGAAACUACUGAAUGACUACCUGGACCGCAUCUUUUCCUCCCCUGACCAUGGGCCCCCUGCAGCCACCAGCAGGAAACCCCUGAACUUCCAUAACCUGCCAGAGCAUGUGGACCAGCUGCUACAGGUGGACAGUGAAGAUGAGGAGAGCCAGGGACAAGUUGAAGGGCGACUUGGGCCAUCUACUGUAGUCCUAGACCACACAGGAGGCUUUGAGGGGCUUCUCCUUGUGGAUGAUGACCUCCUGGGGGUGAUUGGACACAGCAACUUUGGUACGAUCCGUUCUACCACAUGUGUGUACAAAGGGAAGUGGGUCUACGAGGUGCUCAUCUCCUCCCAGGGGCUCAUGCAGAUCGGCUGGUGCACCAUCAACUGCCGCUUUAAUCAGGAGGAAGGGGUUGGAGACACACACAACUCCUACGCCUAUGAUGGGAACCGGGUACGCAAAUGGAACGUGACCACAACGAAUUAUGGCAAGGCAUGGGCAGCGGGGGACAUCGUGAGCUGCCUGAUUGAUCUGGAUGAUGGUACUCUAUCCUUUUGCCUGAAUGGUGUGUCACUGGGCACUGCCUUUGAGAACCUGUCCAGGGGCCUAGGAAUGGCCUACUUCCCAGCCAUCAGCCUGUCGUUCAAGGAGUCGGUGGCAUUCAACUUCGGCAGCCGUCCUUUGCGCUACCCAGUUGCGGGCUUCCGGCCCCUGCAGGACCCUCCCUUUGCGGACCUGGUGCGGGCACAGAGAUUGCUGGGUUGCUUCCAGGCGGUGCUGAGUGUGGAGCUGGACCCUGUGGAAGGGCGGUUGGUGGAGAAGGAGAGCUCUGCGUGGCAGCUGCAGGGCCAGCCCACGGUCCUCCUCACACUGGCCCACAUCUUCCAUCACUUCGCACCACUGUUGCGCAAGGUCUACCUAGUGGAGGCUGUGCUCAUGAGCUUCCUGCUGGGCAUCACGGAGAAGGGCACGCCUGAGCAGGCGCAGGCUGUGGUACACCAGGUCCUGGACCUCUUGUGGCUCUUCAUGGAGGACUACGAGGUACAGGAUUGCCUCAAGCAGUUGAUGAUGUCCCUGCUACGUCUCUACCGGUUCUCGCCCAUUGUCCCAGACCUGGGUCUGCAGAUCCACUACCUGCGCCUCACUAUUUCCAUCCUGAGACACGAGAAGUCCCGCAAGUUUCUGCUUAGCAACGUCCUUUUCGACAUGCUCCGGUCCGUGGUCUUCUUUUACAUUAAGAGUCCCCUGCGUGUGGAGGAGGCUGGCCUGCAGGAACUCAUUCCCACCACCUGGUGGUCGCAUCGCUCCAGCAGGGAGGGCAGAGACGGUAAGGAGGCGAAGGAGGAGACCCCCGAGGAGCGGCAGCGGAGGCGGGCCUAUGAGCGCGGCUGCCAGAGACUCAAGAAGCGCAUCGAAGUGGUGGAAGGGCUACAGGUCCAGAUCCUGAAGCUGCUGUUGGACAAUAAAGACGACAAUGGCGGUGAAGCUUCUAGGUACAUCUUUCUGACAAAAUUCCGGAAGUUUCUGCAGGAGAAUGCCAGCGGCCGGGGGAACAUGCCCAUGCUCUGCCCCCCUGAGUACAUGGUCUGCUUCUUACACCGCCUGGUAUCUGCCCUGCGCUUCUAUUGGGAUGAAUACAAAGCUUCCAACCCCCACGCUUCCUUCAGUGAGGAGGCUUACAUCCCGCCCCAGAUCUUCUAUAACGGCAAGGUGGAUUACUUUGACCUGCAGCGCCUUGGGGGCCUCCUCUCACACCUUCGAAAGACCCUGAAAGAUGACCUUGCUUCCAAAGCCAAUAUCGUGAUCGACCCCCUGGAGCUCCAGGCAGCUACCAUGGAUGACCUGGAUGAGGACGAAGAGCCAGCCCCCACGGCGGCCCAGCGUCCCAUGCAAGCCCUGGCCAUGGGAGGGGCACUGCCCCUGCCCCGGGCAGGCUGGCUCAGUUCUCCAACCCUGGGCCGAGCCAACCGCUUCCUCAGCACAGCAGCUGUGAGCCUCAUGACCCCACGGCGGCCUCUGAGCACCAUAGAGAAAGUAAAGGUCCGCUCGCUGAAUGUGGAACAGAGGACUCGUGAGGACAUUGAGGGCAGCCACUGGAAUGAGGGCCUGCUGUUGGGGAGACCCCCUGAGGAGCCCGAGCAGCCCCUCACCGAGAACUCGCUGCUGGAAGUCCUGGACGGCACAGUCAUGAUGUAUAACCUCAGCGUUCACCAGCAGCUGGGCAAGAUGGUGGGUGUGUCUGAUGAUGUCAACGAGUACGCAAUGGCCCUGAGGGACACAGAGGACAAGCUCCGCCGGUGCCCCAAGAGGAGGAAGGACAUCCUUGCAGAGUUGACCAAGAGCCAGAAAGUUUUCUCAGAAAAGCUGGACCACCUGAGCCGCCGGCUUGCGUGGGUCCAUGCCACUGUCUACUCCCAGGAGAAAAUGCUGGACAUCUACUGGCUGUUGCGUGUCUGCCUACGGACCAUCGAGCAUGGGGAUCGCACAGGAUCUCUUUUCGCCUUCAUGCCUGAGUUCUACCUGAGCGUGGCCAUCAACAGCUACAGUGCUCUCAAGAAUUAUUUUGGCCCUGUGCACAGCAUGGAAGAGCUCCCAGGCUAUGAAGAGACCCUGACCCGCCUGGCUGCCACCCUUGCCAAGCACUUCGCUGACCCACGAAUCGUAGGCACUGACAUUCGAGACUCACUGAUGCAGGCCCUGGCCAGCUACGUGUGCUACCCACACUCCCUGCGGGCUGUGGAACGGAUCCCUGAGGAGCAGCGUAUUGCCAUGGUGAGGAACCUCUUGGCACCCUAUGAGCAACGGCCCUGGGCCCAGACCAACUGGAUCCUGGUGCGGCUUUGGAGGGGCUGUGGGUUUGGGUACCGCUAUACACGGCUGCCACAUCUGCUGAAAACCAAACCAGAGGAUGCCAAUUUGCCCAGCCUCCAAAAACCCUGCCCCUCCACCCUGCUGCAGCAGCACAUGGCAGACCUGCUUCGACAGGGUCCUGAUGUAGCCCCUAGCUUCCUCAACAGUGUCCUUAACCAGCUCAACUGGGCCUUCUCCGAGUUCAUCGGCAUGAUCCAGGAGAUUCAACAGGCUGCUGAACGCCUAGAGCGAAACUUCGUGGACAGUCGGCAACUCAAGGUCUGUGCCACCUGCUUUGACCUCUCGGUCAGCCUGUUGCGUGUCCUGGAAAUGACCAUCACACUCGUGCCUGAGAUAUUCCUGGACUGGUCCCGCCCUACCUCGGAGAUGCUGCUGCGGCGGCUUGCACAGCUGCUGAACCAGGUGCUGAACCGGGUGACAGCUGAGAGGAACCUGUUUGACCGUGUAGUCACCCUGCGGCUUCCUGGCCUGGAGAGCGUGGACCACUACCCUAUCCUGGUGGCAGUGACCGGCAUCCUGGUACGCCUCCUGGUGCAUGGUCCAGCCUCAGAGACGGAGAAAGCCACCUCUGUGCUCCUGGCUGACCCCUGCUUCCAGCUCCGUUCCAUAUGCUAUCUCCUGGGGCAGCCAGAGCCUCUAGCACCCGGCCCAGCCCUGCCUGCCCCUGACCGGAAACGCUUCUCUCUACAAAGUUAUACAGAUUAUAUCAGUGCUGAGGAGCUGGCCCAGGUGGAGCAGAUGCUGGCACACCUGACUGCUGCGUCUGCCCAGGCAGCAGCGGCCUCCCUGCCCACCAGUGAAGAGGACCUCUGCCCAAUCUGCUAUGCCCACCCCAUCUCCGCUGUGUUCCAGCCUUGUGGCCACAAGUCCUGCAAAGCCUGCAUCAACCAGCACCUGAUGAACAACAAGGACUGCUUCUUCUGCAAAACCACCAUUGCAUCUGUAGAGGACUGGGACAAGGCGGCCAACACAAGUGCCACCUCCUCGGCUGCCUAGGCCAGCCUAAUGCACACAGCCUGCACCGUCCUGGACCCUCCAGCGGCAGACCCAGACCGAGCUCCACUCCUGAGCUCUUUUGGCCCUGUUUCCCAUCACCCUCACUCUUACCACCUCCAUCCAUCUGCCUGGGUGUAGCCUCAUUGGUGGGAGCCCAGCCAUGGCCCUAAUCACGCCUGAGCUUGACUUGCAAUCCAGGCUACAGUGAGCAUUAAAUUAUUAUUCCAUACA
Molecule: messenger RNA, 4393 nt
Organism: Peromyscus maniculatus bairdii (prairie deer mouse)
Lineage: Eukaryota; Metazoa; Chordata; Mammalia; Rodentia; Cricetidae
Gene: Rnf123
Product: ring finger protein 123
Cellular component (GO): cytoplasm
Molecular function (GO): ubiquitin-protein transferase activity; protein binding
Source: RefSeq, a predicted model, not a curated record